AUGAAGUCAUCAUUAUCACCGGACGCCCCGAGAGUUGAAGGGCUAUCAAGAACGGAAUCUCGUUACAGUGGACGACGGUCAGAGCACCGCCCUUACACCCUCCGUCCGCAAGCACUUUUACACCCUCCGUCCGCAAGCGCCCUUACACCCUCCGUCCGCAAGCGCCCCUACACCCUCCGUCCGCAAGCACUUUUACACCCUUUGUCCGCAAGCGCCCUUACUCCCUCCGUCCGCAAGCGCCCCUACACCCUCCGUCCGCAAGCGCCCUUACACCCUCCGUCCGCAAGCGCCCCUACACCCUCCGUCCGCAAGCGCCCUUACACCCCCCGUCCGCAAGCGCCCCUACACCCUCCGUCCGCAAGCGCCCUUACACCCUCCGUCCGCAAGCGCCCCUACACCCUCCGUCCGCAAGCGCCCCUACACCCUCCGUCCGCAAGCGCCCCUACACCCUCCGUCCGCAAGCGCCCUUACACCCUCCGUCCGCAGAACCCUUAUACCCUCCACACUAUCCUUCACUCCCAAACCUGCGGUAGUAACCAUGCCCCACCACCGUCCAUCAGCGACGGAUGUAAUCACGCAAUCACAGUGUAUUGGUAUUGGAUAAAAAAGAAGAAAACUGACUGCAUAAUGAACUUGUCUAACGGGAAGAGCGGGCAAGAAGUUGCAUCCUCGUCUCAGGUCUCUCCAGGCGUAGUACAGAGCAUCCGCGUGUAA
This is a messenger RNA of Penaeus monodon (black tiger shrimp), 714 nucleotides long. Its product is annotated as extensin-like. NCBI's taxonomy places the organism in Eukaryota, Metazoa, Arthropoda, Malacostraca, Decapoda, Penaeidae. Bases 1 to 714 code for a protein of 237 amino acids. The record is from RefSeq and is a predicted model, not a curated record. The transcript has 4 exons.